GACGCUGCCGUAGAAGUUUUGGAAAUGCUCUUCAUUGUUUUAAUUUGUAUCACUUGUAACGGCAAGACGGGUCUCAUUAAAAGUUGAACGUUUUGUGGACUUGUGCAAAAUGAGCUGAGAUGCUGUAAUACGGACGCCAGGCCACUAGGCGGCAAUGUCACUCGAUAAAGAAGAACAAGGAGCAUGUCGUAGGUCCUUUUGAUGCAGUGAACCCAAAGCAUCAGCAAAUGCGCUGCGGCACAUUGUCCCAUUUCACUGAAUUUGUCCGAAAAUGACGUAUUUACUCAUACUAGAAAUGUCCGUCUGUCUAUGCCAGUAAGAGACAGAACAACAAACUCGUUCCCUGCUGGGGACCGUCAACUGAUGAAUAUAUUCGUCAAGUCCGUUUUGAGCCAGCUGGCGCGGAAGAGGGUCUCGCCGGGCUCGUCUGGGAGAUUCAGAUUUGCUGAGGUGACGAACAGAUCCCUGUCGAUGGCUCGCGUCGCAUUGCUCUGGAUUUGAGAUCGGCACAGCUUUUGAGUCGAAGAUGAAUCCAUCUCGGCUCGUCACCGUGAAUAGGAGGGAAAGGAACGUCGACACGCCGGAAGCUGAACAAGUUUAGGCACCUCGCACACCGGCAGAGGGGGUAUCGACUCCAUUAUUGGUGCCAGUGUGCGUGUUUGCUAUUGGCAAAUUGUAUUGGCCGAGUUGAAUUUGAGGAAGGGGACGCGCGCUCCUGCGGCGCCAUGACGCAGCUCGCGUCGCCGUCGCGCGGACGUGCGUCGUCGUCCUUCCUGCGGCAGUCAAACAUCAACUCGAACCGAGGCGGUGCGGCUGGCGCUGACCAGCUCCCAUUCAGCAAAGGCAAGACUAGCCCGGCUCGGCUGGCGUAAUCGCGCCAGAGAGACGUGCCGCGGCGCAGGUCGGCCCGCUCGGCCCGCUCGGCCCGCUCGGCCCUCCCCCGACCCGUUGUGUGCGGGAUCCGGCAGAUUUGAAAGCCUGCCUGCCUGCCUGCCUGCCUGCCUGCCUGCGUCGGACACCGCCGACAUGAGGAUGCAGUAACCGAGGGGAAACGCGCACGCACACACCAAGACCGCCAUCCCAACAAGAAAGUCCCGAGCGAUGUUUUCACCGUGAACGACAAUCUGGCAUUUGUCCCGCCUCCUUCCAUUAACGGCCAUUUGCAGCAAGCCCCCGGGGAGAGGGCAAAGUGCGCGCGUGUGUGUGUGUGUGUGCGUUGAUGCUGGAGAGGGCGGUGCCAUGUGCAAUCUGGAAGAACAAACACGCACGAUUGACAACACGAGGCCUCGUCGAGUCCAAAUCAGCACAUGAUGGACGACUUUGCGCUGUGUUGCGGCUUCAAUGGAAGCCGUGUUCCUGCAAUCGCAUCGUUAUGCUUGAGUGGCCUCGCUGCGAGCGGCGCGCCGGACGGCGAUGAGCGGUCCCGGCGUCCGCCGUGCCGACACCCCCCCCUCUCGGCACGCGCCGGGACCCAAGCUGCAGGUUCAGCGCUCCCUCUCGCGUGACACCAUCACCAUCCACUUCUCUGCUCUCGGCAAGGAGGAGGACGACGAGGAAGAGGAGCUUUACGGGGUAGACUCCGGAGGGAAACCUGGGCUAGAUGGUGCGGGAGGUCCGGAGGUUUCCAGGCCAAAAGAGAAGCCGGUUUUUGAGUCUGAGACCACCACAGGAGAUCCUCCCGCAAACGCCGCCUCUUCUGCCGUGACAAUCGUUCCCACCUUCAGCAGUCCUCAGCCCAGCUCCUCCUGGCCUUCCGAACGUCCUUUAGCCAAUCUCCAGCCCACGAGCUCCGGCUCCUCCUCCCCUUGCAAGUCGGCCGGCCUUUCAUCCCCCAGACCUUUCCUCAGCCCGGUCAGGUCCUCGUCCAAUGACGCGGAGGCCCGUGAACCCGCCCCGCCGCCGGCCACCGUUGCGCCGUCGCACGCCCGCCACCGUCACUUAAUGAAAUCUUUGGUCAAGUCCCUUUCCGCGGACUCGUCAAAGGCUGAGCACCAGGAAGGGUCCGUUCACCAAGUUCUCCAUCAUGUCCCCCAUCAGCAACAAGUACAGCCGUGCCAGCGGCCGCCUCCUCGCAACAUGCAGCUCUUCAAGCAGUUCUCCCAGCCUCGCCUGUACUCCGCCCCCGUCGUUGCCACUCAGGUCGGCGGAGACUCCAAAACGGCCCCCUCGUCUCCCACCGUGUCCCCGGAUGGUAGGUCCUUCUUCAAGGUUCAAGAGGUGGAAGCCAAGAUAGAAGAUACAAGGAGACGUCUCUCGGAGGUGAUGUCGGACCCGCUGCAGCUUUUCACCAAGCUCAUGGGCGAGGAAUCGGGCACAGGUGGCGUAGGAAGCGGACCUCACCGAGCCAGGUUGCUAUCGUCGAGCGCAUCGGAGCUAAGCGGCAUAACGGCGGUUAACGGGCAAUCCGAAGGUUACGACUACAGCAUUAAGGAGGAGGAGGGAGCCGAGGGGGAAGAAGAUGACGAAACCCCCGUCGGUAGAGGACCCGAUUCCGUCUUCUUCUCCUUUCCCUCGCUGACACCAGCGCCAACUCUCAGCCGGACGUCCACAUCCACCUUUGCCAGGUCUCCGUCGCUCACUCUGGGUCGCUGCUCCAUGUCGGCCCUCGUUGCUCGUCAGGAAGACGAGGACUUCUGUGAACUUUACAGCGAAGACUUUGACUUGUGUACUGACGCGGAGAGUCCAGAUGGGGAUCAUCCAGGAUCCCGGGGCCUCCGCACCGGUAGCACCGGGUUGUGUAGUCAACUGGAUGUUGAGGAGGAAGAAGAGGAGGAAGUGGAGGCUGCGCCUUGGAUCGGCCUGGUCUGCCUGACGCAGUUGGUGUACUGCUACUUAGUCCUUCCGCUCCCACCGUAUGUACGUGCGCUGGUCCACGGGAUUUUUGCAGGCUUCACGUUGGCCGUUCUGGUCCUUUGGCUGUCAGCUCCGAGGCGCUCCAACUUGGGAACCAGGAAGCAAAGACGCGGGAUAGAACCUUGGAAUGUGGCCCGGCUCGAUAUCAAAGAACCAGACGUAGUCAAGGUAUCGCAGCCAUCUUUUGUUUGGUUCAAACAAAUUGUGUUUCUUCCCUUCUGCGUCCGCGCCUCAUCUCAGGGCUGGAUGAACGAGAUCCACAGCUACGACCCGGAGAUGUACCACGCCACCCUGACGCACUCCGUGUACGUCCGCCUCGAAGGUUCCGUCCUGCGACUGUCAAAGCCCAACCGCAACAUCUCCCGGCGCGCCACUCACAACGAGCCUAAACCCGACGUCACCUACAUCAGCCAGAAGAUCUACGACCUGAGCGACAGCAAGAUCUACCUGAUGCCACAGAGCCUAGCGAGGAAACGAGUUUGGAACAAGAAGUACCCUAUCUGCAUUGAGCUGGCCGAGCAGGGCGACUUCAUGUCCAAAGCCCGGGGAGAAAAGGUGGAAGGUGAAGAGGGCAGACCGACAACGCCGGCUGAGACAGCAGAGCGAGCGGACGCCAAGGUGGUAAUAGCCGAAGCGGCCGCGGAGGAGCGCGGGAAGCCGGCGCCCGGAGGAGGGGAUCUGACAAUCUACCUGUUCGGGAGGACGGGUCGGGAAAAGGAGGAGUGGUUCCGGAGAUUUCUGCUCGCGUCCCAGAUGAAGUCUAACGGGCGAGGCGGCGGUCUGCCCAAGAGUGCCUCGCAGCCCCCCCCCAGCCACAGCGACCAGUCCGCCGGCGGCCACGAGGCCGACGGCGGGAGCGGCGGGCGAGGAAGCUCCGACGAGCCGUGCCACCCUCGGCCUCGCCGCCGGGACGCCUCCUCGGCCCCCUCCUGGUGCUCCGCCGGAGGCGUGAGGCGCAAGAUGCUCUUGGAUUAUAAUCUGUACAUGGCCGAGUACGUCGACCCCCGGCCCGCACCCACGAGCCCGGCCGCCGCUCAGAGCCCUGGGCGCAGCCCCGAAGGAAGCCCGCAAACUACCAGAAAGAUGCCCGGGACUUCAGACGAGCCGGCCGAGGCAGAGGCCUGGGUCAACGCGUUUCUGGGAAGAAUAUUCUGGGACUUCCUGGGAGAGAAGCACUGGGCCAACGUCGUCUCCAAAAAGAUUCAAAUGAAGCUUAGUAAGAUCCGGCUGCCGUACGUUAUGAAUGAGCUCACGUUGACGGAGCUAGACAUGGGCUUCUCCAUUCCCAAGAUCCUCGGAGCCUCCGAACCCUCCGUUGACCACCGAGGUUUGUGGUUCCAUCUGGAGGUCUCCUACACGGGCUCCUUCCUCAUGACUCUGGAGACCAAGAUGAACCUGGCCCGUCUGGGCAAGGAGGGCGAGGGCCUGGGCGAGCACGGCAGCGAGUGGUCAAGGCCACGCGCUUAUUGUUUGGCGGACAGCGACGAGGAGUCGUCCAGUGCCGGUUCCUCAGAUGAGGAGGAUCCGCCGGAACUUUUCAGUGACAAAGCUGUUCUCCCUGGAGGCGAAGGCUACGUGGGAGGCCACAGGCCCGGCAAGAUCAUGCGCUUUGUGGACAAGAUCGCCAAGUCCAAGUACUUCCAGAAGGCCACAGAGACGGAGUUCAUCAAGAAAAAGAUGGAGGAGGUGGCCAACACGCCGCUGCUGCUCACCGUGGAGGUGCAGGAGUGUCGAGGGACUCUUGCUGUCAACAUCCCACCGCCCCCUACGGACAGAAUAUGGUACGGUUUCCGCAGUCCGCCUCACCUGGUGCUCAAAGCGCGGCCCAAACUCGGCGAGAGGGAGGUCACUCUGGUCCAUGUGACCGACUGGAUUGAGAAGAAACUGGACCAAGAGUUUCAGAAAAUAUUUGUUAUGCCAAACAUGGAUGACUUGUGGCUACCCAUCAUGCACUCUGCCAUGGACACGCGUUCAAAUGCCAGCUUGAUUACCGAGUCAAACGAUGCCUUGAAGGGCCCAGAACCUGAAGAGUCCGAGGCCUCGUCGUGCAUGUGAAGAAGACGUCCGGACCGCUGCUUUUCACCAUGGCAAUAUAUUGACUUUGCGCCCGAGAGAGAGAGAGAGAGUGUGUGUGUGUGUGCUUGUGUGUUGGGGGUGGGGGGGUGGGCCCUCAAAGUGGACGUUUUGUCAUCAUUUGUGGCCAAUUCCAAAAGUCUGGGCGUGUCUAGGCUGUUCAGCAAGUAUACGUACGUGCUGGCGCUUUGAGAAAUAGCCAUCGGAGUGACCAAUAGCAACCAUCAAACCUGUGAAGUACAGCUGCACCAAACUCCAGUUGUAGAUUUUUUUGGGUGACCUUUAAAGUGGCUCGCGAAAAGUGUGUUGACCUGUGUGGAAUGAUGACGAGAAAAUAACCGCCGUGUCCGUGUAUGUACACGCAUUUCCUCUCCGGAUGUAUCAGUCCUCACGAAAUGCAAACAGGACGAUGGCGAUGUGAAGAGUUUGAACCCGCGCAGCGUGGGUGCUGUCCAGGCUGUACGCUUUGAACUGAAACCUUAUGUAAUGCGUAAAAGGACUUUAAAAAGGAGGGGGUGGUACGACUUGAAAUGUAUGCGCAGACACAGCAGCCAAACCUUUGCCGAAAUCUGAUGAAUGUAUUUAUAAGAUUCUCUCAUUCACUUGACAAUGUGCUUCUUAGCAACAAUUUUCAUUCAAAUUGCAGUUAUGCGUUUCUAUUGCCAAAGCAUUGUUUCACUCUGGCUUGAAGGGUAAUUAGUGGCAAAUGUCUGGGGCGCUCUUUCAGCUGUGUACAUUGAGUUUUGGGGGUCAAAACGUGCUGCUUUCUGGAUUUUAGCCAUGUUGUUUCAGUACUGUCAUCAUAUAUUUGUUGAAUAGAAUUCUAAAAGGUGAGACGGUGCCUGAGGUGAGGAUGAGAAGUGAGCUAGUAGCACCCAUUUUUAAGAACAAGGGCGAUGUGCAGAGUUGUUUAGAGGAAUAAAGUUGAUGAGUCAUACAAUGAAGACAUAGGAAAGAGUAGCGGUGGCUCGACUCAGGACAAAAGUGAGUAUUUGUGAGCAGCAGUAUGGUCCAUACCAACGAGCAGUACCACAGAUGCGUUAUUUGCCUCGAGCGUGUUGCUAGAGAAGUACAGAGACGGUCGGAAGGAGCUGCAUUGUAUCUUUGUAGAUCUAAAGAACGCAUCUGACAACGUACCCAGAAAGGAACUGUGUUACUGCAUGAGAAAGUCAUCAGGGAUCCGUUCCAAGCCCCCUUCCUGUUGCCUAUGGCGACGGAUAAGCGCACAGAUGAGGUUAGACUGGAAUCCCCAUAGAACAAGAUGUUCUCAGAUGACAUUGGGAUCUGCAGUGAGCAUGUGGAGGAACAUUGACAAAGGUGGAGGCAUGCACUGAAAAAGAAGGAAUGAAGAGGAAAUAAAUGUGCUCGAAUGAGAGGGGUGGAGGAGGGAGAGUGAGGCUACAGGGAGACGAGACGGCGAGGGUGGAGGACUUGAAAUACUUGGGGUGAACGGUCCAGAGCAAUGGUGAGUGUAAGGAAGGAAGGAAGUCAAGAAACGAGUCUGAGCAGGUUGGAACGGGUGGAGGAAGGUGUCAGGUGUGUUACGCGUGACAGAAGCUUCCAGUGGCGCUGAAGAGACGACAGGAGGCGGAGGUGAAGAUGUUGAGGUUUUCUUUCGGAGGGACCAGGAGUAGCAAUGGACCAUUCAGAGGCACAGCUGAGAAAGCAUCGGAAUGUUCUCGGGGAAAAGUUAGAGGGGCCAGACUUUGACGGUUAGGACACGUUCCGAGGAGAAAUAACGAGCGCAGUGAUGCCUUGAGAUGUGAGGGACCUGACUUUCGAGUGUUUUGAAAUAGGAGUCGUAGGUUCGGACGAUUGUUUGCUUCGACUUGCGAGUAAACAUUUGAGAUUCGAGCACUGUAUGGUGGCAGUGAAUUCAACUCGACUCACUUUACAACAAGCGGCGGCAGUUUGUGAGCAAUUCUUCAAAAAAUCAACUUCGAGCUGUUUCAUACCACAUAAGGCGGAGAAUUACAUGUUCUGCAUCUAAAGCACCCACAUAACUUUGCCUUUCAACCCGCUAUGCUAACACGUGAUGGGAAAUGCAAGAGACGGACUAUGUUGCGGUGUUGUGACUCUUUAAUCAAUGAAUAUUCAAAGACAAACAAUAUAAGAAUACUCGCAGGCGUAUGUUGUUUUUCCACUGCUAAAACAACCAAUAUCACAGCAGUUUUUGGGCCACUUAAAGUAGUUGUUAAAGUCUUCCUUUGUGUCUGCAUGGCCGUAAUAUACUGCCCCCAGUGGCCAAGUUGCGCACACCAGCAGUAGUCACAAAAAUGAAUCAUCGUGCACAAUCCUUAUUCAAAACACAUUAGGAAAAUAUUUAUUGGCUUAUUUGGGGAGGCCGGAACAGAUCGAUGACAAGGAACGUGUUUUGAGUUACAAACGAACCAAUUAAACUCGUAUCUCAGGGCACCACUGUUUGUUGUGAUAACGAGGUUGUGGAGCUGCCAGGCAGGAGAGAGAAGGUUGAUGGAUGGGCUGUAGUGCGGUCGCGGUCGCAGAGGAGCAUGAGGAAGAUGUGCAAAGCUCCGAACGCGACGGGCCGAAAGAAAAGCAGUCAGGUGCCAUCCGGCCAAGCAACGCUUCUUUUGCCAUUCAAAACCUGUUCGUUCCGUAUCGUGCGCCAAGUCGCAUUCGUCGCCUGCCGUUGUUUACUUCGUUGCUUUGCAGGCGACUUUGUUUCUGUAAGUGUAUGAGGCAGAAAGUGCCUUUGUAAUAAGAAAACAUUCCUCCACAGGGAGCCCCCCCCCCCCCCCCAAAAAAAAUGUUGGGCCAUUAUUGUCGUACAUCUUGUUUCCAAAGGUUUUGGCGUUCAUUUGCACUGUGAAGAAAAUGUCCAACAUUGCUGUUGUGUUCAGUGACGUCAGAAUGUUAUGGUUCAGGCCAUUGUGGAUUAAUAAAAAUAUUUUUUUGCACUGAUAAA
This is a messenger RNA of Phycodurus eques (leafy seadragon), 7852 nucleotides long. RefSeq names its product axin-2-like. Gene Ontology annotation, cellular component: endoplasmic reticulum. NCBI's taxonomy places the organism in Eukaryota, Metazoa, Chordata, Actinopteri, Syngnathiformes, Syngnathidae. Gene Ontology annotation, molecular function: lipid binding. Bases 1414 to 4908 code for a protein of 1164 amino acids. The transcript has 14 exons. The record is from RefSeq and is a predicted model, not a curated record. Gene Ontology annotation, biological process: negative regulation of canonical Wnt signaling pathway.